AGGCUGCAAUGCCUCCCAUAUUUCUAUUUAGCAGGCAUGCCCAAGUGCGGUACCACAAACCUGUUCACCAGCUUGAUACGUCACCCGGAUAUAUCGCGAAUGUCUCGAGGUCAACACUGGAUUACUCGAGAUCGCUUUCAAGGUAAAUUACUUAAAUAUUUACAUCAAAAACAAACCUUUGAAUGGUGGACAGGUGACAAUUUCAUCGUUGAAACUUGGAAUACUACUACCAGAAGUGCGGAUAGUAAAUUAAUACCAGAUAUAAUUGAUUCUAUAGGUGAUGGAACGGUUUCCACUUUUUGGGAUUACUCUAAUUGGCCAUUUAUUUCUGGUAAUGAAAAUUGCUCGGAACCAAGAAUAACGAAUCCUUAUUUAGUUCAUCAUCUUAAUCCAGAUUCCAAAAUAAUUGUCAUGUUCCGUAACCCAACUGAUAGAGCUUAUUCAGACUUUCUGUAUUUUGAUGGAACGAAAAACACCACAGUUGAAGAAUUUCAUGAGUAUUGUUAUAAAUCAAUCAAAAUAAUCAAAAAAUGUAUGGCGAAAUUUGGAGAUCGUUACUGUAUAUUUAACAGUGCAAUCACAGAUCAAAUGAAAGUUCGUCUUCAUAUUGGUUUGUAUUCUGUCUUUAUGAAAGAAUGGCUGAAUGUUUUUAACAGAGACCAAAUUUUGGAUAUCAGACUUGAGGAACUUUCGGAAAAUCCUGGAGCAGUUCUUAUUGAAGUUUUUGAUUUCCUUAGCGUAGCACCAUUGUCACCUAAACAACUAGUAGAAAUUCUAUCAUCUGAAAACAAAAACGAGGGCAGAAGAAAACUACGUAUGAGUGAUAUGUUACCAGAAACCAGAGAUCUGCUCAAUGACUUUUAUUCAUUUUAUAAUAGAGAAAUGGCUUUACUCAUGAACGACGUACACUAUACAUGGUGA
Lottia gigantea (owl limpet) is the source of this 921-nucleotide messenger RNA. RefSeq lists its product as hypothetical. The record is from RefSeq and is a predicted model, not a curated record. The transcript has 6 exons. The annotation marks the transcript as partial. Gene Ontology annotation, molecular function: N-acetylgalactosamine 4-sulfate 6-O-sulfotransferase activity. Lineage: Eukaryota; Metazoa; Mollusca; Gastropoda; Lottiidae. Gene Ontology annotation, biological process: hexose biosynthetic process.